CACGGCCCGCUGGCCAUGGGGCAGGAGCAAUGGUGUGCUGCGCCUCCUGCACCUCAAACCUGCCUGGAAGCUAGCGGUGUCUUUGAGAAUGAUAGCUACAUUAGCAAAAUGUUUGGGACAGUAGUGGUUGGAGUUGGAAUUGCUGGCUUAGCACGAAUCCGAGACUUGAUGAAUCCGAUGCCUUCCAGCCCUUCUGAGCACCUGAAACUCCUUGGAUUCGUAUCCAGGAGAAGUUUUGGAAAUAUCAAUGAGGCCAAGCAGAUUAGCCUGGAAGAUGCUCUGAAAAGCAAAGAGAUCCAUGCAGCCUUCAUCAGCACAGAGAACAGAAGUCAUGAAGAAACCAUCAGAAUGUUUUUAGAAGCUGGGAAGCAUGUCCUUGUUGAGUACCCCAUGGCUUUGUCUGCUAAGGCAGCCCAUGAGCUCUGGGAGAUGGCUGAGCAGAAAGAUAAAGUGCUCCAUGUGGAGCACAUUGAACUUCUUACUGAAGAGUACAAGCAGCUGAAAAAAGAGGUGGCUGGGAAAGACCUGGUGAAGGGAACGCUGCAUUUCACAGGUAGUGUCCUUGAUGAAAACAAAUCAGGAUUCCCAGCUUUCAGUGGAAUUGCCCGACUGACUUGGCUGAUUGACCUCUUCGGAGACCUCACUGUCACCUCUGCCACCAGAGAAAAGCAGAAGGAAAAGAAUUAUUCCAGAAUGACUGUUCACUUCCAGACAGCAAACAAGAAACCUCUGACUUGGAUUGAAGAAAGGGGACCAGGGAUGAGACGUGAAAAGAAAAUCAACUUCUGUUUCACAAGUGGUUGCCUGGAGAACUUCCCUCAAGCCCCGAGGUCUUCUGUGGGCCUUUUCAUGCAGGAUCAGAACCUCUUUGCCAAAAAACUGCUGGGCCAGGUAUCCAAGGAAGAGCUGGCUGCUGAGAAAUGGAGAAUUUUGAGGUGCCUUGACCUUGCUGAGGUGAUCCAACAGUACUGUGAAGAGCCAGAGAAAAUCUAUUCCUGAGGCUGCUCUUAGGGAAGCAAGAACAUGGCAGACAGAAAAGCUGUAGGGGUAGAACUCACUGUUGCCAUCAAGCAGUUGCUGUUUCUGUUUUAUUACCUUGUUUUCAGUUACUUGUGAUUCCUAGACUGACUCUCUGACUGGGUGAUCUGGAGAGCCUGGGCUAUACCAUGUGCCUUCUGGUUUGCAGCAGAACAAAGCAGCAUUCGCCUACACCGAUGCAUUGCUGUCCUUUCAGGUAGAUAGGAACCUAGCAACAACGGGCUUUCUUGUGGUUCAGUUGGAAAUAUCCCUGAGAGCAUUUCCUGGAGAACUGUAAAUACUAUACAUAAUUUUUCUCUUCUGAGAUGUGUUCCCCCCACUCCAGAUACGUCUGAAAAUGAGAUGUGUGUCGAUAGUAUUCAUGUGCUAUUUUCUA
Empidonax traillii (willow flycatcher) is the source of this 1414-nucleotide messenger RNA. It is a transcript of the gene BLVRA, whose product is annotated as biliverdin reductase A. The transcript has 7 exons. Gene Ontology annotation, biological process: heme catabolic process. Bases 16 to 999 code for a protein of 327 amino acids. The record is from RefSeq and is a predicted model, not a curated record. Gene Ontology annotation, molecular function: zinc ion binding; nucleotide binding; biliverdin reductase [NAD(P)H] activity. Gene Ontology annotation, cellular component: cytoplasm. NCBI's taxonomy places the organism in Eukaryota, Metazoa, Chordata, Aves, Passeriformes, Tyrannidae.